Molecule: messenger RNA, 1356 nt
Organism: Trichobilharzia szidati
Lineage: Eukaryota; Metazoa; Platyhelminthes; Trematoda; Strigeidida; Schistosomatidae
Source: the annotation of a GenBank genome assembly
UGUCACUUUUACGCGGGAGCUGCAAAAGGAUGCGUUUUAAAGAGGUGACAGUCAUCUGUCUGCUUCCUCAUUUUGGUGUUUAAGGUGUAUUUUCGGCCUGGUCGCUGAUCAUCAGGAAAGCGAAGUUUGUGUGACUUAAGUACGACUAAAACAAGUGUAAGAGCAAACUGAAAAUUCGUGGCUAUUAAGAUUUCAAAAUGAAAUCAUUAAUUGAGUUUCUACAAUUCAGUUCCUGUGUAUCCCCGCAUGUGAAUCAGAGUCUAAUUUAUAUACCCAAUGAACUAUACGGUUGAUUUUAUUCGUAUUGGAUGGACAAAACCAGUUUCAGAUGAUCACUUCACGUCUGCAUGCACUAUAUCUUUACUCAAAGGGCCUAAGCUUAUACUUGUGGAUCCAGGUAGCCCAUGGGACUCAAAACUGCUUUCUUCUCGAUUAAAGGAUCGCGGCAUAAAUCUUUCCGACAUUGAUUAUGUCAUUUGCACGCAUGAACAUAUUGAUCAUAUUGGAAGUCUGCACCUAUUUCCAAACGCUACACGCAUUAUUGGGAACACUUUCGAGAUGCCAGAGCAUAAAGACUGCUUUUCUAUAAUUAAAAUUCCAUUUGAAAUAGAUUCUUAUGUUCAUGUGGUAUCUACUCCAGGUCACACCCAUACCGAUGUAUCAGUGAUUGUCGAAAAUGUCGACUUCUUUGGUCGUCUGGCGAUAGUGGGUGAUCUCUACGAAUGUGAAGAAGACAUAAAUGAAUCAUUUUUGUGGCAGUCAUCUAGUAGUAACGUAACUGUACAAGAGAAAAACCGGAAACACAUUUUUGAUACGGUCGACUAUAUUGUUCCAGGACAUGGACCUGCUUUUAGAGUCACUAAAAGAGAGUGAGGUCGGUUGUAUACAGGAUUACUGCAGUCCUUAUAAUAAUUGUAAUUUUAACUCUGAAAAUGUUAUUCUUUAUAUGCAUUUUGCAGAUCCCAGAAGCAACAGUGUAAACUUACUACCUAUAUCUUUUUAACGUUAAAUUAUCCAAUAGGCUUUUGAAAUCUGACAGUCAAUUUAUUUGUUAUAUAUUUGACAGUCCUAGUUGUUUCAGAUGAUUGUAAUAAUAAUACACAUUGCUUCUGAAUGAAAAUGACAGUUAUUAUUUUAACCAGAUUAUCUUCACUAUUACUGUGAAAAUACCCCCAGCACGUCUGCAUCUUGUAACUACUACCUUUAUUCCUUGAUGUAAUUUUAGCAUUUCCGCAAUUCUCUAAACUGAUACUGGUUAUCUGGCUUAUUAUUAAUAAUUGAUUAUUACAAUCAAUAAAUAGUCAUUUCAAGGGCUAAGCUGUUACCAUUUCUCCAUUACUUAUUAUACAUGAUUAC